Messenger RNA from Striga asiatica, 1364 nucleotides. Lineage: Eukaryota; Viridiplantae; Streptophyta; Magnoliopsida; Lamiales; Orobanchaceae. The record is from the annotation of a GenBank genome assembly.
UGAGAAAAAGGCCCACCAAGAACAACAAAAGCUCAUAUAACCCAGUCAUUUCAAACAAAGAGUGAUAAAUUACAGUCUCUGGAGAAUUCGAGCUUGAGCCCAACUGCCCAAAGCCAUAACCCGAUUUCAAUCGGAAAAAUGGCGGCUCUUUCUAGUUUGGGAACCUUCUCGAAGCCCCAAAUUCCUCCUCUCCCAUCUCCCUCUGAUUUCCGAUCCUUCAAUUUCAUUAAUACUAUUUCUUUUUCAUCCCGCACAAAAAUCAUACGAGGCAACAAUUCGCGCCAUUUCACAGCAGUAUCUGCAGCUCCCAUGGCGAGUGAAGAAGCUUCAGUCAAAGCGGUUAGCUCCGUGCCCGACUCUUCUAUCAAGCUCCUGUUUGUUGAAAUGGGCGUCGGCUAUGAUCAACAUGGGCAGGAUAUUACGUCAGCAGCAAUGCGGGCUUGCAGGGAUGCAAUUUCCUCGAACUCAAUUCCAGCUUUUCGGAGAGGUUCCAUACCCGGUGUUUCAUUUGGUGAGAUGAAAUUGCAGAUUAAACUAGGCGUUCCUCGGCCUCUCCAACAUUUGUUGGAUGUUGAGAAGGUCAAGUCAGUUUUCCCUUAUGGAGCUAUAUCCAACGUUGAGGUUGUGGAUGGCGGGCUGAUAUGCUCGAGUGGUGUGCAUGUUGAGGAAAUGGGAGAUAAAAACGAUGAUUGCUACAUUGUAAAUGCAGCAGUCUAUGUUGGCUAUUGAUAUCCUUUUUGCAAUCGGAUGACGAGGACUGAACAGAGAAGUGGUUCGAAGCAUCAAGCACAGUUUAGUGUAGAUGGCAUUCGCAAGGAACUUGAUAUUCUCUAUCUUGUAUGCGGGUUAACUGGUUCAGUUUCAGGUAAUUUGUCUAUGUUUGCUGUUUGAUUGAUACUAAUAGGUCUUCCCCUUGGAUGUGUUGCGACUUUUAAUAAAUCGUAUGAUUUUUAACUCUGUAUCCCUUUUAUUCAAACAAAGUAUAUUUCUGCUUGUGAGCGGUCUUUAAAUGCAAUCAUGCUGGUUAUGUGACACAGCAAGGCCAUCAAAUAUCUUAUAGUAAAUAGGCACAAAAAUAUUCAAUUUCGACCCAAGAAAAUACAAUGCUCAUAGAUACAGAUAGAAUUCUGCGGAAAGCCGUAGUCGAUGAAAGUCGUCUGUGUGCUUUGGAGGGAGAUCUUUCAUUUCUUUCGAGAUCCACCCUAGAAUAUGGGUAAAAAGCCAAAAUAAGUGAUUUUAGCCCUUAUAAAAAGAAAAUAGAUUCUUAAGGGCCGGAUUGGAUACAAAAUAUCCAAUAAUUUUUUAACUCGAAAUUCAAACCUAAUUAAAUCCAACUUUCUUUAAUAUUAUCAAUAUAAUUAAAU